Molecule: messenger RNA, 819 nt
Organism: Acanthamoeba castellanii str. Neff
Lineage: Eukaryota; Discosea; Longamoebia; Acanthamoebidae
Exons: 3
Coding region: 1-819 (272 amino acids)
Source: RefSeq, a predicted model, not a curated record
AUGAAGCUGUUCAUCCUCCUCUGCCUGUGUCUGGUGGCCACCAUGGCCUCGGCGCAGAACGCCACCAUCGCUGCGACCACCACCACCGGCGGGCUUGCUGAUGUGGCCAAGACCGUGACCGGAGUUACAGGCGCUGUGAGUGCUGAGGUGAUCCCCGGUAAGAUCGUGGUUCAGCCGCCCGCCGUGCAGCCCCCUGCUCUGCGUGUGCAGCCCGGCAUCGUCAACGUUCCUCCGUUCAGCGUGCUGCCGCCCCCCGUCCAGCCCCCGCCGCUCACCAUCCAGCCGCCCCCCGUGCAGCCUUCCCCCUUGAUCGUCACCCCCGCCCCUCUCCAGGGAUCCAACAUGCAGGUGACCUUCACCCCGAUCGCCGUGCCGCCGCUCACGGUCAACCUGCCGGCCGUGUCGGUGCCGCCGAUCGUCAUCCAGAUCCCGGCCUUCACCAUCUUCCCCCCGGCCGUGAGUCUCGCGCCCAUCACCGUCCAGCCGCCGGCUGUCACCAUCGAGGACAUCAUCAUGACCCCCGUCCCGCUCCAGGGCGCCGCCAUCACCAUCGAGGUGCCCGCCAUCUCGGUGCCGCCGAUCACCGUCACUCCGCCCACUGUGCAGGGCGCCGCGUUCACGGUCACGCCGUCGCCGGUGCAGCCCGCGGCCUUCACCGUCACCCCGCCCCCCGUCACUCCGCCCCCCGUGGCCAUCGAGCAGACCCAGACCACCACCAAGACCCUCUCGAUUCCCGAGACCACCUCGGCCGCCGCGAUCGUGGGCACCACUGGCGGCACGACCACCGUGGGCGCCGUGUCGAGCACCAAGACGGUGUAA